This is a messenger RNA of Nicotiana tabacum (common tobacco), 1132 nucleotides long. NCBI's taxonomy places the organism in Eukaryota, Viridiplantae, Streptophyta, Magnoliopsida, Solanales, Solanaceae. The record is from RefSeq and is a predicted model, not a curated record.
AUGAUUGUUGCAGGUUUUACUGGCCAGCUUUGUAGCUGGUGGGAUAAUUAUUUAACUGCUGAUGAAAAGGCGAUGGUUAUUAAUGCUAUAGCCACUGACGAAGGAGUUGAUAACUUAGGCAUGACUCUAGUGAAAAAUAGAGAAGAUGUUGUUUACACCCUUGUUCUUACCAUAAUAGAACAUUUCAAUGGUAGAUUUACCAAUCAGAACGAGACUGUCCGUACUCUGCUAAAUGGCCUUAGAUGUAAGACCUUAAGCGAGUUUAGAUGGUAUAAAGAUACUUUUAUGAGUAGAGUAAUGGAAUUACCCGAAAAUAAACAGCUUAAGAUAGAUAAGCUUAAAGAGAAAUCCCAAUUAGGAGACUUUUGUACCCAGUUCGGAUUACCCGGUUUACCCGAGACUUCUACUCAUAAGAAGAAGAAACACAAAUAUCAUACGUACCCAAAUCCAGACAGUCCUUAUAAGAAAAAGAGAUCGAGAUAUAGAUCCAAAGAAGAGCGUGAUGCUAAGAAAGCCCAUCGCAAGUGUACUAGAUUUACGAAAAAUAGGUCCAAGCGAGAUCUUGCUGAUAUUAAGUGUUAUAAAUGUGGAAAAUUUGGCCAUAUAGCUCCAAAUUAUAAGCUUCAAAAGCUGAAAACCUUAGAACUAGACAAUGAGUUACGUGAUAAGGUCUAUGGUUUGUUAUACACUUCUAGAUCAAAAUCUGAUUAUUAUUCUGAGUCAGAAUCAGAAGCUGAAACCGAUUUACUUGAUUUAUCUGAUAGUGAUAAAAAUAUUGAUAAUACUUAUACAGCUUGCAAAGAACUUUUAAAAGAAGUAACUGAUGAUGAACUUCGUGAAAAAAUUAUUAAUUUGGCUGCAAGUUCAAGUUCUAGUUCUUCAAAACCUUUUGAAAAACAAAAGAACGAAUUUGAAUAUUCUGCGCCUUACUCUUUGUCAGAAAUUAAUAACCGGCUUAAUAAUAAAAUUGCACCAACCAGGGAUGCUUCUUUCGAUGAUUUAAAAAUUGAAAUUGAAAGUCUAAAAAUGGAGAUUAAAUCUCUUAAACAAAAUCAAAUGAUUUUUGAUCACAGGAUUACUCAGAUAGAGAAAAAUAGUUCUGUAACUGAGUUUUCUAAUGAUAAAAACAAAG